GGCGAUCACCAUGAUUUACUCAACCAAUGAAAUCUUUAGAAUCUGUGGUGGGCGGAGUUUGUGCUUUAACUGUGUUAAAAAGGUGAGGAAUAUUCACAUGAUCCUACAGGACUGGAGCAGACACCAGGAGAAGCUGCUGAAAAUGACACAUACUAUGGUAAAGGUGGAGUCUGUUAAAGAGGAGAUAGAAGACAUGAGUGUUUCAAAACCAUCCAGAAUAAAACAUGAAGAUACUGAGGAACAAACAGACUGGAUGGAAUUAAAACAGCAAAGACAUGAGGUGAAUGAAGUGGAGGAGGAAUGUUGUAAAAUCAAAGGUGAACAGCUGUUCACAUGCACUCAGUGUGGAAAGAGUUUCAGACACAAAGGAGACCUUAAGAAGCACAUGAGGAUCCACACUGGAGAGAAACCACACACUUGCUCUCAGUGUGGAAAGAGUUUUACUGCAGCAUCAGGUCUCUGUUAUCAUCUGCGCAUUCACUCUGGAGAAAAGCCAUUUAACUGUGAUCAGUGUGGUAAAAAGUUUAUUUCAUCAUCAAAUCUAAAAGCACACCUGACAGUUCAUUCAGAUGAGAAGCCUCAUGUGUGCUCUUACUGUGGAAAGAGUUUUUCACGACUGGCCGGUUAUAAACAGCACCAGAAAACACAUAAUGAAGUGAGAGAUCACAUGUGUUUUGAGUGUGGGAAGAGCUUUACUACAGGCGUACAACUGAAACAGCACCAAAUAAUUCAUACUGGAGAGAAACCUUACAAGUGCUCUUAUUGUUACAAGAGUUUCACUUAUUCUGGAAACAUGAAAGUACAUGAGCGUCUUCACACUGGAGAGAAACCUUACAAGUGCUCAUAUUGUGACAAGAGUUUCACUAAUUCUAGAAACAUGAAAGUACAUGAGCGUCUUCACACUGGAAAGAAACCUUACAAGUGCUCCUAUUGUGACAAGAGUUUCACUGAGUCUGGAAACAUGAAAAAACAUGAGCGAGUUCACACUGGAGAGAAACCAUACCACUGUACUCAGUGUGGAAAGAGUUUUACUCAGUCAGUGUCUCUACUGACUCAUAUUAGAAAGCAUUGUUCUGUGAGCAAAAGUUUUCUACAGAUUCAGUAUUUCAAAUAUAUGAUGUGUGAUUCAGAUUCAGUAAAUAGAUUCAGAUUCAGUAAAUAUGAGAUUAGCUCAAAUAAAUUAAUUUUGCUUUGA
Molecule: messenger RNA, 1195 nt
Organism: Carassius carassius (crucian carp)
Lineage: Eukaryota; Metazoa; Chordata; Actinopteri; Cypriniformes; Cyprinidae
Product: zinc finger protein 239-like
Exons: 2
Coding region: 11-1195 (394 amino acids)
Biological process (GO): regulation of transcription by RNA polymerase II; central nervous system development
Cellular component (GO): nucleus
Molecular function (GO): RNA polymerase II cis-regulatory region sequence-specific DNA binding; DNA-binding transcription factor activity, RNA polymerase II-specific
Source: RefSeq, a predicted model, not a curated record